AUCGCCCUGAAGAAUGAUCAUUAUGUUGGAUAAUCCUCCUACAGAGAUAACCAGUGUUGGCGCGACCUCUCAUGUCGCACAGAAUGAUUCAUGCCGAGUGGACGAUCACUGGCCUUUCAGCACACAGCUCACGAUGGCGCCGUUUGUGCUUUGUUGCGCUUCUCUCAGCUAAUUUCCUAACUCGGCCUUCCACCCCAGAGAGCUCAAUAUGUCAAAUACUAAUAUACCCGUGCUCGCUACAUGCCUUGGGCCCAUUCACUCAUGUAAAAACAGCCCAGGGCUGGCAAAACACCGUUUCUUUCCUUUGUCUUCAUUAUGUCUUCUCUUAUUUUCGAGUACAUUCAUUCGGAGAUUGAUAAGAUUCUGUGUAUUUCAGACAUAGAUCUGUCUACAACUCCCGCAACGCCGGUCGUUACUGUCACUCUCGCGAUUGUCUCGGUCAUUUUUCCUAUUUUGUCUCUACUAUCGAUCCUUCUUCGGUUCCGGGCGCGACCGAGAUGUCGACUACAGCUGAAAGGAGACGACUGGUGGAUUCUCGCAGCGUGGCUCUCCACUUUAGGCAUAAGCAUCACGAUCUGGGUGUAUGGCGGCAUCGCCGGAAUAACCCAGUACAAGAUGAACAUAGUAGAGGGGAUGAGAACGUCACUCGAGUGUCUCUUCGUCCUGAGCCUCAUCCUCCAAGUCUCGCUGUCGACGGUCAAGAUUUCAAUCCUGUUCCUGUAUAAGCGGAUCUUCGCGACGAACAAGUUCCAGAUCAUCUCGUGGAUCAGCAUCGCCCUGGUGGUCAUCUGGGGAUUUACUUUCUUUUGUUUGAUUAUGUUCGCCCGCGACCCGACGAGCGGCUCCUGGACGGGGCGUGGCAGGUUCCGAUUCAAUGUCAUCUCAAUGGGCAUGGCCCAGUCAACCACCAGUAUCGCGAUAGACUUCGCCGUUCUUUUACUUCCGAUGCCCAUGCUUCUCUCUCUCCAAAUGCCCGCUCAGAGGAAGAUCGGCAUCAUGCUGAUCUUCUGGCUGGGGGCUUUUUGCUGCAUCGCCGCCAUAAUCCGUUACUUCUUCCUCCGAAAGGCACUCGCCAGCGUGGGCAAGGGAUAUGGCGCCGUACAAUCCCACGUAGUCAUUCUCCGACUAGAGAGUAACCAGGCCGUGUUCAUGGUCCUCGAGCCCAACUGCUCCAUCAUCGCCGCGUGUCUGCCAUGCUACGGGAACCUGUUCCGGGAUGAUCGAUGCCUCGGGUCGAUGGUGCGCAACGUCUGGUCGAUUUUCUCCACCCGCAGCCAGAACAGCCACCACGGCUAUGGCUAUCGGACCGAGACGGAGUCGCAGAUCGAACUCACACAGGAUUCGGCCCGGUGGCAGGCUCAUGAGGGCCAGCGGACUCGGGUGAAGGGUGGAGGAAUGGAGCGGCGGGGAGAUGAGGAGAGGGCGGAGUGUGCGUCGCCGGGGAUUAGGGUUCAGACGCGCGUUGAAGUCACGGAGUCGAUGCGGUAGUCGUCUUCCCGUGGCUUCCGGGGGGAAGUUUGAGGCAUCGUGUCCUU
Molecule: messenger RNA, 1535 nt
Organism: Aspergillus heteromorphus CBS 117.55
Lineage: Eukaryota; Fungi; Ascomycota; Eurotiomycetes; Eurotiales; Aspergillaceae
Exons: 5
Coding region: 316-1488 (390 amino acids)
Source: RefSeq, a predicted model, not a curated record